AUGUCUUCCGUCCAAUUAUUGAGACACACCUACAUGUUAGGCACGCCGCGUAUCCGGACCCCUUGGUACUUUUCCACCUUGAACAUAUCGAUGACAUCCUUGUCAAUCCCAUCCCAACUUUCCCAACUUCCCAACCACAGAGAGAGGGAAGACAAGGUCAAUGUUCAGACACCCGGCCCCGUCGCAGGGUUCUCCGUGGCUGCCAGCUUUAAACUUGAAGCCGAACUUACACCCCCCUCCCCCCCCCCUCUACACACUACGCACUACGCACUACACUUCCUUACCACCUCACCUAUUACCCUGUACUCUCUCUUCCUUACAUUCUUAUCCAACCAACUCCUGGACACUCCUCUCAAGUUUCUUCUUUCUCCUUACCAAGGUACUCCUUAUCCUACAGGCAUAUGCUGCGGUCCUCGUCGCGGAAUCCUCCAUCGCAACACUGCGGCACUGAAAAUACUCAACGUCGUGGCAAAGGCAAACCCACCCCUCGAACUUCAUCGCUCCAAUCAACCUGUUCAAACCGUCGUCCCACGUUCUCGAGUCCCACCAGCCCUCCGUGGUCAGCUUCCGGUGCCUUAA
Molecule: messenger RNA, 579 nt
Organism: Colletotrichum lupini
Lineage: Eukaryota; Fungi; Ascomycota; Sordariomycetes; Glomerellales; Glomerellaceae
Exons: 5
Coding region: 1-579 (192 amino acids)
Source: RefSeq, a predicted model, not a curated record